Messenger RNA from Neurospora hispaniola, 1202 nucleotides. RefSeq lists its product as uncharacterized. The transcript has 3 exons. The record is from RefSeq and is a predicted model, not a curated record. NCBI's taxonomy places the organism in Eukaryota, Fungi, Ascomycota, Sordariomycetes, Sordariales, Sordariaceae. Bases 1 to 1104 code for a protein of 367 amino acids.
AUGGAGAAAGACGCUGCCUUGUCCGUGGUCAACCACGAAUUUGUCGGUGGCAGAAUCAUGUGGUUGCCCAAGAAGGUGAUGAUAGAACCUGGUAAUCUACCAGCCCUGGAUGAUAAGUUAUUCGAUCAUCCGGUUUUGAUCAUAUCCGAGCAUCGCGAGGAGCAAACAGAUAUUGUUCGCGUCUUGAUUAUAACCACUUUCGCAAAAGAGGGUCUGGAGACUAGACAUGGCCGGUCCCUCCCAUGCCGAUAUUACCUGCCGCUCCCUGGCGCGCCUGGCCAUCCCUGUUCGAAAUGGAGCGAAGACGUACCCUCCAAUUUGACGUUCGCCGAGGGGAACGGGAAUGAAAAGGCUCUCCGUGAUUCUUGGAUAAAUGCCAAAGCGUCCUAUUCGGUGUCGUACCAGUGCCUCAUCAACUGGAAAAAUAUGCAGAGGACCCCGACACUUACCGAGGAGUCUCUUAGGGACGUGAUUAACUAUCACACGGAGAGGGUACCUAAAAUUGAGAGGUGGGAUGAGGCAGAGAGACGCUCAAAGGAGGAGGAGGAGAAGGAAGAGGAGAAGAGGAUAGAUGAAAUAAGGUUGCGACCAUCAUGGCGGCUACCUUUGCAACACCCCGUGAGCGAGACUCGCGGGGUUGUCAGCACAACAACAUACUCUUCUGAGAUGUCAAUAUCUCAGAGUGCGGUAAUGUUGGCGAAAAAUGAUCGAUGUGAUGGAGGUGCGCGAUGGAUGCGGCAAGUCCGGAGGGAGGGGAAAGGCUGGUGCCCUCUGGGGUGUCUCUGCUGUUACUGCUGCGAUAAUUGGAGAGAUAGGAGGUGUGCGUACAGUGAUCCUCCAAGGUCGAAAUCAAUUUCGGCCUUGAUUCCUAAUCCCGGUUCGCACAUUUACAGAGUGGUGGACGAGAGACCGAUCAAAAGGACCUUUUAUGAUAAGAAUAGAGGUUCCCGAGCCCACGUAUCUGAGAGGAGACCGGUUAUGGAUUUCUCCACGAGCCUUUGCCAGAAGCCACUGGUUUCGGCACCUACCGAGGUGCUGGUCAUAGCCAGUUUCGACGUUUUGUCCCAGGAAACUGGGGUCGGCAAUGCGCAAAACCUCCUUUAAUGAGUUGCUGGUUUCCUCCAGUCCUUGGCGGCACAUGAUAGGAGGUAGCCCACCGCUCGUGGGCAAUUUGGUUUCAUCAAGUUCAUCACGCACUCCAG